Hyaloperonospora brassicae is the source of this 576-nucleotide messenger RNA. Lineage: Eukaryota; Oomycota; Peronosporomycetes; Peronosporales; Peronosporaceae. The record is from the annotation of a GenBank genome assembly.
AUGCGCGUCUACUACUUUGCCCUUGUGGCUUGCACUGCGACUUUGGCAGGCAGCACGAACGCUUCGGAGCCAUCCAACGCUACAAUGGCGAAGGCUGAACUCGCGGCCGACGUUCGUUCCGCUCACGGGGACCACGACGGCGUCGCUGUUAAGGAACCGCUAGAGGUACACGACCACAAGACCGGCGAAGAGAGGAUGGCGCCUGUGGUGCAUGCCUCGGAGGAGAUAGAAGAGGUAGCACACGAGCUGCUCAGCGCAUGGCGUAAAAGUGCUCAAUUUGAGGCCACAGUCUCUAGAGAGAAUGAGUUGCUCUCGUUCAAUCGAGAUGCGCUCGAUCACUAUGUAAAGACACAACCCGUGGAUAAAAAAAGCAUGCACGCCUGGCUAGAAGAAGCUAUAAGGGCGAGGAAAGAUCCGGAUAAGCGAGGCGAUUCGCUCAAAGAGCCUCAAGAGGCAUAUCGUGCGCAUCUGGAAGCACUGGCGUUGCAGGAAAAUCUGGAGAAGAAGUCCCGAUUUGAGCUGCAUCCUGUGGAGGUCCUCAGGCUGAUCCAUUCCCCAAUACAAGGACGUUGGUAA